GCGACGAGGAGCCACUUACCUGAAUGUCAAUCGGGCUGCAAGCGAUAUGCUUCGAGCGUGAAGAUCCAAAGUGUAUAUAAUGUCUGGCUAUAACGAUCGAUCCCAGGUAGGUUGAAAAGCAUUUCGGAACGAAGUAACUGUUCAUUCACAACUACUACUACCACUACCAACCACCUCAGGACAUUUCAUUCCACCACGGCUUCGAAGCAUAUCACAAAAAUGACACAGAAGAUCAUCACAGUCUUCGGUGCUACAGGCAACCAAGGCGGUAGCACUGUCGCUGCCAUCUUGAGCCGGCCAGAACUGUCGUCCAAGUACAAGAUCCGCGCCAUUACUCGGGAUCCUUCCAAACCAUCAGCUCAAAAACUUGCUGAUAAAGGAGCCGAACUCGCCAAGGCAGAUCUGAACGACAUCGCCAGCGUACGGUCAGCCAUUGCCGGCUCCUACGGCGUCUUUGCCGUUACCAAUUACUGGGAGACGACUUCCAAAACCGUCGAGUUCCAGCAAGGCAAGAACAUCGUCGAUGCAUGCAAGGACGAGGGCGUCAAACACCUCGUCUGGUCGAACUUGCCAAACACCACCAAGCUGACUGACGGCGAGCUUUCCAAGAUCGAGCACUUCGACUCCAAGGCCGAGGUCGGCGAAUACGCAGAGAAAGUCAAGGGCGAUAUGAUUGUCUCGUAUUUCAUGCCAGCCUUCUUCAUGUCGAACUUGACCCAGUGGAUCCAACCGGACAAGGACACCGGUGUAGUGACGCUCAGUCAGCCAUGGAACCCAACGCAGACUUGGAUCCCAAUGCUCGACAUCCAGCGCGAUACAGGUGUAUAUACUGCGGGUCUGUUCGAAGCUGGGUCCAAGGCAAACGGUGUCUCUGUCCAGGCUGUCAGCGAGUGGCUGCACCCGAAAGAUCUCACCGACCAAUUGUCAGAGAUCACUGGCAAAAAGGUCACCUUCGUUGAGAAGCCAGGAAGUGUCGAGUCUGCUGCGAAGCUGGGCGACAGGAUUGGCGAGGAGCUCGAGCAGAAUAUGCUUCUCAUUCGCGAUUUCAGUUAUUACGGAAAAGGGGCGGAGAAGAAACAAGCUGAGAGCGAUGAGUUCUUGGUGGCCGGUGCGAAAAAAACUACUUGGAAGGAAUUCUGUGAGGGUGUCAAAUGGCAAUUCGCAUAGAUGCAGAGAAGGACUAUACACAUAGAUAUCUACUCUAGGUAGAUGCAAAAAAAAGACCUCUGCAACACCAUCCAACUGAAG
Molecule: messenger RNA, 1248 nt
Organism: Exophiala viscosa
Lineage: Eukaryota; Fungi; Ascomycota; Eurotiomycetes; Chaetothyriales; Herpotrichiellaceae
Product: NmrA-like family-domain-containing protein
Exons: 1
Coding region: 220-1167 (315 amino acids)
Cellular component (GO): nucleus
Source: RefSeq, a predicted model, not a curated record